This is a messenger RNA of Tupaia belangeri chinensis (Chinese tree shrew), 1991 nucleotides long. RefSeq names its product cyclin dependent kinase 2 interacting protein (gene CINP). Bases 59 to 697 code for a protein of 212 amino acids. The record is from RefSeq and is a predicted model, not a curated record. NCBI's taxonomy places the organism in Eukaryota, Metazoa, Chordata, Mammalia, Scandentia, Tupaiidae. The transcript has 5 exons.
GCUUCCGGCGGGCGUGGGCGGGGCUUCGUGCCUACUUCCUGGGAGAUCAGCCGACCGCAUGGAAGCAAAGACUCUUGGAAUUGCAACACCCAGAAAACCUGUCUUAUCCGUCAGUGCAAGAAAAAUUAAAGACAAUGCAGCCGAUUGGCAUAAUUUAAUCUUGAAAUGGGAAACCCUCAAUGAUGCAGGUUUUACCAUCGCAAGUAACAUUGCCAACCUGAAAAUCAAGUUAUUGAGUAAAGACGAGGCAGAAUUAGAGGUCAGCAGCCCAGCACCCAGCGAAAAUGAAGAAGAGGCAUAUCCAGAGUAUAAUAAGGAACUUGAGAUGCUGUGUGAGGAAUUGCAGACCACCUUGGAUAGUUUGACCAAAAUACAGGUGAAAAUGGAAAAACUGUCUUCAACUACCAAGGGAAUUUGUGAACUGGAAAAUUACCACUGUGGGAAGGAGAGCAAACGGCCCCCUCUGUUUCACACGUGGCCCACAGCCCAUUUUUAUGAGGUCUCCCGCAGGCUCGCAGACAUGUAUAGGAGUGAGCUCCUGCUAAAGCGCACAGUGGUUGGAGAGCUCGCGCACACCACCAGUCAUGACCUCACCCUGAGCUACCUGGCAAUGUGGCUGCACCAGCCCUACGUGGAGAGUGACAGCAGGCUGCUCCUGGAAGGCAUGCUGCUUGAAACGGGGCACCGAGCCCUGUGAAUCCCCCCAAAGCAGCAUCAUGUGAAGUCUGCCUCCAGGCUCUGGACCACAGGCUGCUUCUGUCUCCCCAAAAGUGGGAGGACAUAGGACUCGAGGCUGCCCCCCCAGGAUCAGACCUUUCUGUCUACCGUGGCCAUCCAUAAGUCUUUGGGGUCUGAGGGCAGGAUUGUCUCACCAGCUCCCUCCAGCUUUGCCUUGUGUUAGGCCUCUGCCAUCAGUUGGUGUCAUGGAACAUACUGUGACUGUCACUUGUGGGUGGUUCUCUGUAAGAUAAAGGAAUUCCUGAACAAAGUGAUGGUUUUGUAAAUUAGGUGUAGAAAACUGGCUAGCUCUGUGGCCUGGUGGUUAAGGGAGUUGGAUCCCACAUCGUUGACCAUUCAGUUCAAGUACCAGCCCUAGCAGCUUGAAAAGCAAGUUGGGCCCAUGUGUGUGUGCUCAAGAUCCCGCCAGGAUGGAGAAAUGGAAGAGAAGGUAUUACUGUGACUAUGGCCUGCUGGAGGGAGCUUCCUCCUUCCCUCUCUGAUGAGUGCAUGCAUCCUCUGGCAAAAUUUUAAAAAGAAAAUCCCCAGGUUAAUAUUUUACUUUAUACCUAUCUGUAUUGCUUAAGUUUUUAUGAGGAUGUAUUAGUUUUGUAAUUAUCAGUGUGUAAAGCCUCAUGGAGGGGCUGGAUGGUGGUGCAGCAGUAACACGAUACUCCUUGAGGCGGACCCACACCUGAAAGUACGUGGAGACCUCCCUGAGUGCACUGGAUAUGCGUGUGCCCAUGACAUGGGCCUGGCUGAGCUGUGGGUUGAUCAUGGUGUUGAAGUCUCUGUUGGGAGUGAUUGUCUCUCUCUUUGUUCUUGGAAGAAAGAAAUCUCAUGAAGUUAACAGUCAAGUUUGAUGUCGUGAAAAUGAAAACUACCUACAAGAAUAUUGCCAUAGUCCCACCCUGGGCAUAUGAAGGCCAGAUGAAGUCCCUCCCGUGUCAUUAUUCCAGCACUGUCAUAUAGCCAGGCAGUGAUCACACCAUUUCCAAGGUUAAUACAUCACGUCAGGUUAAGGGAGUGCCAGUUCUGAGACCUGGUGGUAAGAAGAAAAAGGGAAGAGUAACUGUUUAUGACUACAGAGGCUGGCUAGAACCAGUGUGAAGAAAGCACGAGGUACCAGGAGCCCACCUCGGCCUGGCCUUUCCUGUUGGAGCUGCUUGUUGCACUGCAUCUGUUCCCCUGUUUAGUGAGUUCUCUGAUCCCAAGGUGUUUAUACUCCAUGGGCCUGUGUGUGUGUAGUAUAUUUAAUAAAUAAUGGUUUUUAA